This is a messenger RNA of Pieris rapae (cabbage white), 3623 nucleotides long. Its product is annotated as E3 ubiquitin-protein ligase UHRF1. NCBI's taxonomy places the organism in Eukaryota, Metazoa, Arthropoda, Insecta, Lepidoptera, Pieridae. Gene Ontology annotation, biological process: negative regulation of gene expression via chromosomal CpG island methylation; protein ubiquitination. The transcript is spliced from 16 exons. The record is from RefSeq and is a predicted model, not a curated record. Bases 199 to 2721 code for a protein of 840 amino acids. Gene Ontology annotation, molecular function: protein binding; ubiquitin protein ligase activity.
UUUGAACUGUUGCUAACGCUAAGUAGAUAAUGCAUUGAGACUCAUAUUUGAAUUGGCGGAAUUAUAUUCUCAAGACUUUUUCAGAGUUAAUCUGUUAGAAAUUAUGGCCUAUGGUAUACCUAGAUACCAUCAUACCAGGCCAUAGAGUCCAUAAACUCAAAAACGGGCACAAGUCACAAAUCACAAUUACUUAAUAAAAUGCAUGUGAGAGUAAGAUUUUUUGGAAAACCUGACACAAUUGUUGUUGUAGAAUCUAAACUAACGAAGAUAGAGCAAUUUCGACGUAUCAUAAAAGAAAAGUUUGGCGUUGAACCUAAAUCUCAACGUUUAUUCUAUGGAGGGAAAGUGCUUGAUAAUGGAUACACAUUCCAUGACUAUAAUAUCAAACUUAAUGAUGUUGUCCAAUUGAUGGUGAAAUGUCCAGAAGAAAAUAUACAAAAAGAAGAAACAAAAGAGGAACUCGAAUUUACUGUACCUAAAGAGUCUGAAGAAAAGAAAGUUGAAUACCAAGAUGUUACCAGUACAUUGUAUGAAGUUGGUGAUUUAGUUGAUGUACGAACCAAUGAUGAGGGUUCAUGGUUUGAGGCAAAAAUUUUAAGAAUAGUGCUAGACCCUAAUGUUUCAGACAUUCCCAAAGAUACAUGUGAAUAUGAUAAAAAUGAUGUUGAAAAUCAGCCUCCAGAAAACAGUUGUAAAAAGAAAGGAAUUGAAUUUUUUUUUGCCAAACAGAUGAAAGAUACAGAGUUUAAAACUAAUAUUAGCAAGCAAGAAGAGCAUUUACUAUUUAAAGUACAUUUUGAGGAGUUUGAGGAUGAUUCAGAUCAGUUUUAUAAGUUAAAAGAAAUUAGGCCACGAGCAAGAAAUACUAUUGAUAUCAAAGAUGUGAAACCUGGAUGCAUGGUAAUGAUUAACCACAACAUUAACAAAUCAUCAGAAAAGGGCUUUUGGUAUGAUUUUAAAGUGGUGGAAGUACAGAAAGUUAGAAGAGGUUAUGAACUAGUAGGAACACUAUAUCUUGGUCAAGAUGCGAUACCUCAAAAUGACACUAAAGUCCCUGUUCAUGAUAAAAUAUUUGCAAUAGAAGAGAUAGUUCCGCUAGCAAAACGAUCUGAGGAGUACAGAAAGUUGAUUUCAAACCCUCCUGAGCCAAGAUCGAAACCAUUAAGGUGCACAGCGUGUCGUGAUGAUGAGGAUGUCAAUUGCAAGGAAUGUGGCUGUUACAUCUGCUGUGGAAAGGAAUCACCUGAUGAGAUUAUUCUCUGCGACGAGUGUAACUAUGGUUACCAUAUGAAGUGCUUGGAUCCACCUCUUAAGGAAUUGCCCGAAGAAGACUGGUAUUGCCCUUCUUGUAAGAGGGAUACGAACGAAGUGGUUGCACCAGGUGCCGCAAAGCAAGUCAAAAAGAAUACCAAAAGUAACAGAGAUUGGGGCAGAGGCAUGGCAUGCGCUGGAAAAACAAGAACCUGUGCUAUGCCUGCUAAUCAUUUUGGUCCGAUUCCUGGUAUCGAAGUCGGAAUGUGUUGGAGAUUUAGAAUUCAGCUUUCAGAAUCUGGGGUACAUCGACCACCAGUGUCAGGUAUCCAUGGUCGCGAUGUUGAAGGUGCAUACAGUAUUGUUCUCGGAGGUGGAUAUGAGGAUGAUUAUGACAAUGGCUAUGAAUUUACAUACACUGGCAGCGGUGGUAGAGAUUUGUCAGGCAAUAAACGCACUGCAGAACAGUCGUGUGAUCAAACACUUACCAGGGAGAAUAAGGCGCUAGCACGCAACUGUGCAGUGAAAGUGAUAAGCGAAAGUGGAGGUGACGCGGGUGAAAACUGGAAACAAGGCAAGCCUGUCCGUGUGGUCAGGUCUUACAAGAUGAUGAAACAUUUUCCCAAAUAUGCGCCAAAGGAAGGCAUACGUUAUGACGGAAUUUACAAGGUUGUCAAAUAUUACCCGGAAAAAGGACUUUCAGGGUAUCAGGUGUGGAAAUAUUUGCUUCGUAGAGACGACCCUAAUCCCGCCCCUUGGGAAUCUGGCGCAAAUCAAUAUCCAAUUAUCUAUCCAGAUGGUUAUCUCGAAGCAGAAGCCGAAAAAAAGUUACUAAAGGAAAAAUCCAAAAAGUCAAAACCCAAGAAAAGAACCAAAGAAAAUGACUCGUCAGAUUCUGACUCUCCUCGACCGACUAAAAAACGUAAAGUUAAAGAAAAUGUUAAAACAAAAAGAACAUUAAAAGAAAAUAAUUGCCUUAAAGAAGAGGAAUGGGAAAUGAAAAAGACGAGGUCCUCUGACUCAAAGUCAAAAGAUGGCGACAUAAGUGCUUCCGUGCCAUCGAGUCCCAAAAUACCAGACAUAUUCAAGAAAGCUAGUUCCAAAACCAAAGAAAAUGCAACCGGACUAACUUCUGAGGAAUUGGCUGUCAUUAAAUCUGAUUCUUUGAAUACCAAAUUGUGGAGCGAAUGUGUUGACAUAUACAAGGAACAGGGAAAGAAGGAGUUUAUAGAACACGUAACUCAAGUAUUUUUGUGCAUCAUUUGUCAAGACGUGACUGUUUCCCCUGUUACAACACCAUGUCUACACAACUUUUGUAUGGCUUGUUUAAAGCUGGCUUUUAAAUCAACGGAUUGUCAGCAGUGUCCAUGCUGUAGGCAGAACUUGUCCAAAAUGGAACUAAGUCCAAACGAAAAUCUUAAAACAGCGCUUCGAACCAUUCUUGCCGGCUACGAUGCUGGUAAGAAAUAGUUUAAUUUUUCUUGCAGUGGAAUCUCUAUGCUAUUAUUUUUUAUUAUUUAACAUUUUCAAUAUUUUUUUUUAUGUUUGACAUUAAAUUUACUAUCUGCUUAAGUACGCGUUUUGCAUCAGAUAGCCUCCGUGGCUUUAUUACGAUAUUUACGAUAUUAUUGUUGAUUGAUAUUUCUGUUUGUAUAAGUAUUGUAUAGAGGUUUCACUGUGUGUUAUUUUUUUAACGAUGUUUUUUUAGUUUUAUAAUUUUUGAUGGUAUUACAAGUGUUAAGUAUUAAGUGAAGGCGUAUGAACUACCUCUACGAUCUGUGCUAUAUUUUAAGUAGACCUUUAAGCACAUACUUUGUUUAGCUGUAAUUUUAUAUAAUUUUGACGAUUCUUUAGUGUGAGUUGACAUUUAAUUGUGAAAGUUUUUAGUAACUUAAAAUUUAACCCUUUUGAACCAUUUCCGAUAAAAAUCGGUGUGCCUCGACUGAAAUAGUAUGGCUUUGGUUGCCAUAAAUACUUUAUGGAAAUAAACGACCUCACCUUGUUACAAUGUUUUGUCAACUCAUACAAAGGCACAAAACAAGAACACAUUUCCUUUUUCUUUUUCAAUUUAAUUAGUGAUUCGGAAAGCACAAAAUACUAUGAAAUAUUAUUCAAAUGUAUUUUUGUGAUGUGCUUUAUUUUAUUUCUGUUAUUCAAAAUUUUUUUGUGAAUAAGACGCCGGGAGUAACUGGUUUUCUGUUAUAUGUUUAGAACGAUGUAUCUUUGAUUAAAACGUUCAAAUCAAAAAUUGAUUGAUUGAACAAUGAUUUAUUGUGAUAUUCAUUCCGUAUUUGAUGAUGAUUAUGUAAGAUUUUGUUUUGAUUAUGUGUUCACAAUUCUUACAAUACUUCACAAUUAUAGUUUAAUUUGAU